Messenger RNA from Schistosoma spindalis, 439 nucleotides. The record is from the annotation of a GenBank genome assembly. NCBI's taxonomy places the organism in Eukaryota, Metazoa, Platyhelminthes, Trematoda, Strigeidida, Schistosomatidae.
UAAAUAUACUUAAUUUGUGAUUUGGUUUUUAUUUGUGACGGAACAAUGUCCAGUUCAACUAAACAAGCGGAGCGAAUGCAACAACAUGCAAUUAAAUUAUCACUAGAAGCUAUGAAUCUAUUCUCAUCUCAUGAUGAUAUAGCUGAUUAUAUAGCGAAAAUAUUCAAGGAUACAUAUUCAGGUUGUUGGGAAUGUAAAGUUGGAACAACAUUUGGAAGCUUCGAUACAUGCGAUUUAGAAUACUGUUUUCGGUAUUUUGUUGACCAAUUGGCAUUCUUAUUGUACAAAUCAUAUUAAUUUCAUUUGAAUCUAACUUGUAUAAAUAAUUCGAAUUAUAUUGUACAUCCAACCAAAUGUAUUAAGAAGCAUUUUAUACUUCCUCAUAUUAUGUAUCAAUAUUGUAAAUAUCAAUUUAAAGUGGAAUAAAAUUUUCAGUUAA